Messenger RNA from Panthera uncia (snow leopard), 537 nucleotides. Its product is annotated as 60S ribosomal protein L30-like. The transcript is spliced from 3 exons. The record is from RefSeq and is a predicted model, not a curated record. The coding region runs from base 1 to 537 and encodes 178 amino acids. Gene Ontology annotation, cellular component: cytosolic large ribosomal subunit. Gene Ontology annotation, molecular function: RNA binding; structural constituent of ribosome. Lineage: Eukaryota; Metazoa; Chordata; Mammalia; Carnivora; Felidae.
AUGCUGACCCUGACCUCUGACUCCCAGCCUUCGGAACUGCCAUCUUGGCGACUGCUCUUGAUUGGGGUCUUCUGGCACCUAAGACAGGAGGGUCGUAGCCCCGCAAAGAAGAUGAAAAAGUCACUGGAGACAAUCAACCCUAGGCUCCAACUUGUUAUGAAAAGUAGAAAGUGUGCUCUGGGGUACAAGCAGACUCUGAAAAUGAUCAGACAUGGCAAAGUGAAACUGAUCCUCCUUGCCAACAACUGCCCAGGCUUGAGGAAAUCUGAAAUAGAAUAUUGUACCAUGUUGGCCAAAAGUGGUGUCCAUCACUACAGUGGCAAUAAAAUUGAAUUGGGCACAACAUGUGGCAGAUAUUACAGAGUAUGCACACAAGUUGUCAUUGAUCCAGGUGAUUCUAAUGUCAUGAGAAGCCUGCAGACUGGGGAAAGUUGGCUGAUGCCUCCUGUCCAGAGUUAUAAAUGCCACUGUGCGGCCAUUGUCUUGUCAGAUGUUAAGCUACUUGUUCUGCAACAAAAGGAACAGCACCAGCAGUAA